AUGGCUUCAGAGAAGGUCACCGUUGCUGGCCCCCUUCCCUCCGCUUUGGGAUCGACGAAGCCAAAGGGGAUGCGGAAAAACGGUAAAAAUUGGCAUGCGCCCAAGAAGGCCUUUAGACCCACUGCCGGACAGACCUCGUACGCGAAACGCCUAGAAGAGCGAAAAGCCAUGGCGGUGAUGAAGGAGAAAGAAAAGGAGAUGAAGGAGGAGAAAGAAACGACAAGACAGGCACGCAUACAAGCCAUCAAGGACCGAAGAGCAGCCAAGGAAGAGAAACAGCGAUAUGAGAAGUUGGCCGAGAAGAUGCAUAGGAAACGAGUCGAGCGGAUGAGGAAGCGCGAGAAGAGGAAUAAACUGCUCAAUUCUUAG
This is a messenger RNA of Microsporum canis CBS 113480, 369 nucleotides long. RefSeq names its product nucleolar protein CgrA. The coding region runs from base 1 to 369 and encodes 122 amino acids. The transcript has 3 exons. The record is from RefSeq and is a predicted model, not a curated record. NCBI's taxonomy places the organism in Eukaryota, Fungi, Ascomycota, Eurotiomycetes, Onygenales, Arthrodermataceae.